UAUAAGUAGCGUAACAAUCACGGACGCCAUUGCAAUUGAUUACACCGUUAGAGAGAAGUGUGUGUUGUGUCGAACUAGAUCAGUGAUAUUUGGACGAACUGUGUUUUAUCAGUGAACGAAGCCUAUAGAAAAUGGGAAAAGAUUACUACAAGAUUCUAGGAAUAUCUAAAGGUGCGAGUGAUGAUGACAUCAAGAAAGCCUAUAGGAAAUUAGCUCUAAAAUACCAUCCAGACAAGAACAAAUCACCAGGAGCAGAGGAAAGAUUCAAGGAAGUAGCUGAAGCGUACGAAGUUUUGUCUGAUAAGAGAAAACGGGAUAUCUACGAUGCCUAUGGAGAAGAUGGUCUCAAAGGUGGAGUGCCCGGAAAUGCAGGAAAUGGUGGUCCUAGCAACUUCAGCUACACUUUCCACGGGGAUCCAAAAGCUACAUUUGCUCAAUUCUUUGGAAAUGCCAGUCCUUUCCACGCCUUCUUUGACAUGGGUGGACCAAACAGAAUGUUCGGUUUCCACGAUGACGAAAUGGACGUUGAUGAUCCGUUCGCCUCUGUUGGUCUUGGUGGACCACCAAGAGGUGGUCCAGGAGGAGCUUUCAGAAGUCAUUCCUUCAAUGUUCAUACUCCUAAUAGAUCCAAAGACAAAAUACAAGAUCCGCCUAUAGAACACGACUUGUAUGUUUCUUUAGAGGAUAUCACCAAAGGCUGCACCAAGAAGAUGAAGAUCAGUAGAAAAGUACUUCAGCCAGAUGGUAGUACAAAGAAAGAAGACAAGGUGUUGACCAUCAAUGUCAAACCUGGAUGGAAGGCUGGCACAAAAAUCACAUUCCAAAGGGAAGGCGAUCAGGGAAGGAAUAAAAUACCUGCAGACAUAGUAUUCAUUAUCAGGGAUAAACCUCACCCGCAUUUCAAGAGGGAAGGCAGCGAUAUUCGAUAUACUGCUAAAAUUACACUAAAACAGGCCCUUUGCGGUUGUACCAUUGAAGUUCCUAGCAUGACACCUGGAGUCACAAAACCACUGCACUUCACAACUGAAAUUGUUAAACCAAACACAGUAAAAAGAAUUCAAGGAUAUGGUCUUCCACUACCAAAAGAACCAUCCAGAAGAGGAGAUUUGAUAGUCAACUUCGAUAUAAAAUUCCCAGACCAUCUCACCCAAUCUGCAAGAGAUAUUCUCUAUGAUACCCUUCCUGAUAAUUAAUUUAUUAUAUUUCUUUUCGGAAAUGUGUGUUGUGAUAAAAAUUUGUACGUUUUAGUACAAUAAUUUUGUACGGACUUAUAGAUAUUAAAAAUUUCUCUGAGCUGAUGUAAGAAAUAAGUUUAAUAUGAAAUAUUUUUUAUUUUUUAACUAUCGUGUGGAUAUUUGUUUUGGACCACACGACCUUAUUCACAAUUUUGUUGAAUGAGUUAAAUACUAUAACUUGUUAUGUACAUAAGGUGAUUAAUUUAUAAAUUUAAUGAAUUAAAAUUUUAUUGUAAUGUAUUUGCGCAAAUAUAUAAAUGUUAAUUUUG
This is a messenger RNA of Coccinella septempunctata (seven-spotted ladybird), 1504 nucleotides long. Its product is annotated as dnaJ protein homolog 1. Lineage: Eukaryota; Metazoa; Arthropoda; Insecta; Coleoptera; Coccinellidae. Gene Ontology annotation, molecular function: protein-folding chaperone binding. Gene Ontology annotation, cellular component: cytosol. The transcript has 2 exons. The coding region runs from base 132 to 1193 and encodes 353 amino acids. Gene Ontology annotation, biological process: negative regulation of transcription by RNA polymerase II. The record is from RefSeq and is a predicted model, not a curated record.